Molecule: messenger RNA, 558 nt
Organism: Didymodactylos carnosus
Lineage: Eukaryota; Metazoa; Rotifera; Eurotatoria; Philodinida; Philodinidae
Source: the annotation of a GenBank genome assembly
AUGUUUCUCUUCUUUGUUCUUCCUUUGUGCAUCACUGUCGCCUUUACAAACCCAUCCUGUACACCAGGCUUCUACUUGAGUGGUACCCAAUGUCGUAAAUGUCAAAUAGGCUCCUACUGUCCAGAUGGUCAAACUCAAUUAACUUGUCCACCGGGAAGCUAUACAGAUCUCUAUGAACAGAGUCAAUGUCGUUUAUGUCGUCCCGGUUGGUAUCAAUUUAAAUCAGGUUCUACAGUCUGUCUACGCUGUGGUCUCGGCUGUUCAUGUGCUAAUUCAACACAACUACCAGAACAAUGUGACGUUGGAACAUAUGCUGAUCUUUACGGUCAAACUCAAUGUCGUCAAUGUCGAAAAGGUUAUUACAAUGUCAAAAAGGGGGCAACUUACUGCACAAAAUGUCCUUUAGGUCACGAAUGUGCAAAUUCAAAAGUAGCACCGAUACCAUGUCCGAUUGGCUUUUACAAUGCACUCUAUGAACAGACAAAAUGUCGUCCGUGCAUAAAAGGUUCAACAACACAAACAGUGGGGCAAACCGCCUGUAUAAAUGUCGUUGGUUAA